Molecule: messenger RNA, 3134 nt
Organism: Sphaeroforma arctica JP610
Lineage: Eukaryota; Ichthyosporea; Ichthyophonida
Exons: 12
Coding region: 915-2489 (524 amino acids)
Biological process (GO): transmembrane transport
Molecular function (GO): transmembrane transporter activity
Source: RefSeq, a predicted model, not a curated record
AUAUAUGUACACAUAUAUGAUACAGGUACCGCUGCUGCGAAAUGAUCCGCUUGCAGCACUAUCUUUGAAAGGCAAAUGUGUUAGUGUGCAUCCUAGUUAGUCUAUAUACUAACUAUUCAAUGACAGGGGUGUACUUGUGGAAUCAUCUAUGUGGUUUGAUCGACGACUUUAGUUUCACCUGAAAUCUAGUGCAAUGAUACGCUUAGGCCAUGGCCUUAGGCACUUGGCAAAAAAGUCGUCCACAAGUCUCUUGGGAGGUGCACCUCCGUUCAUGCCCCAAUUCAAAUCCUCUCAGUUGCUGGUACGAGUAUGCACGAAGAGUUCUGUGAAUCUUCCGACAACAUGGAGCUGCUCAAAGGCCGACACUGCGGCAAGGAUAUAUAUAAACACAAACAAUACGGCAAGAUCUUACACAAGCACUAACAGUGCGCAAAGAAUUGUACCUCGCAGUCGUCUUCCAGUGAGUGGCGGCGGUUUAAAGGCACAAUGUGGGCUGGUGCAUGGGGCAUUCACACCUACUUUUUAUACAGCCACUCACAUACCCACUCGCACAUAUGUGCGUCUCCCCUACAAUGCACUAAGCUCACACCUCAGGAACAUAGGAAUGAAUGCACAGGUUGCACCGUCUAUAUAUUUUAAGAACGUCAACUACUUACCAGGAGACCUGGCGUCAAUUAGGGCCAAACAUACUUCAGCCAAAACUCACACCAUACCAAAGGAUUCUGCAGAGGACACUGCACCGGAUGUACACUCAAUUAAGGCGCACAACGCAACCACACAUCCCGCUAGUGACACCGCGGGUGGCCAGAUAUCAGAUUAUGGUAUAAAGAGCACAGCAAGUUCAACAGAUGAGAGUGUGACAACGAAAGAUAAAGACAAUGGUGUGAAUAGCACAACAGCAGACGAGGUACUGGAUGGCAAAGAAGAGCUGCGCAACGAACGCGAUAACGAGCUGGUGGAAACAGCCGAGCAGUUUCAUCAGCCACUGGUCAUGGGGAAAGAGAACCCCCUCCUACACCAUCGCUGCCACUCACGCUGAUGAAGAGCCUAGCAAGGGAUUGCAAGGUGAGAAGCCGCCGACCGCAGAGGGCGUCUUAAAAGCAAGAGCCGAAGCAGCCAGUGACAGAGUAGACAGCCGAGUAUGGCCUAUUGCAACAGGUACUGCGCUGAUGGGCAUUGCGAUAGGAGUGGUGCUACCUGUACUUCCCGGGCUGACUCGGGAAUUGGGACUCAACUCCACCCAAUUCGGCAUGGUCAUCAGUAUACUGGGAUUAACGCGAUUGUUCUGCAAUAUUCCUUUGGCUUCCAUAGGAAAUCGCAUGGGACGGAAAAGCCUUCUGGUUGCUGGGCCAGUGCUAUGCUCCAUCUCCAUGUUCAUGCACGGCCACUCCUAUUCCUUUGAACAGCUGAUGUUUUGGCGGUUUGUCCAAGGUGCUGGUAGUGCGAUGAUGAUGAUGGGUGCGCAGCUUCACUUGGCCGACAUUUCGACCAAUCGAAACAGAGCCAGAACGAUGGCACCAAUGUCGGCUGCGUGGUCGGCUGGAGUGAGUUGUGGCCCUGCACUGGGAGGCUAUUUGGCGGACAGUUAUGGUUUUCAAGCACCGUUCAUGUUUGUGGGGAUGGCCAUCGCUGUCGUCGCUCUGAAUAAUGCGCUGAGGAUAAAAGAAACGAGCACAGUCCAGCGCCUAGAAACUGGGAUGGAACUGGCGAAGCAAAUCGGAUCUGACAUGCGCCGUACGUCUACGCGGUGGACUGUGCUGAUGCGCGACUGUCGCAACACUCGCGCGGUGCUGAUGCUGCACAGCACUUUCUGGGCCACGGCGUCGGGCGCACAGUUUACACUGUUGCCACUACUGGCCACCUCUCAGUUUGAUGCGACGCCUGGCAGUCUGGGGCAGCUGUUCGCUUCGUUGGCCAUAGUCAAUGUCAUUAUGUCGCAGCCCAGUGCGUAUUUCUCGGACACGUUUGGGCGCAAGACAUCGAUGGUACCUGGUACGAUGCUGGUCAGUGCAGCCAUAGGACUCACUCCCUUUGCUCAGAGCUGGGAACAACUCAUGGGCCUGGUGGUGAUGUGGGGCUUCGGAAAUUCAAUACUAGGGACUGCGCCCACGUCGUUUCUGGUGGACAUCACAAAGGACAGAGACAGAAGCGAUGCGUUGGCUCUGAUGCGGUCAGGUGGUGAUUUGGGCCUGUUGGUGGGCGCCACUGCAAGCGGUCUCAUAGCACACAGUUAUGGUGUAGGCACGGCUAUGGCGUGUAACUCUGUUCUAUUGGCCGCCACUUCCGUGUCCUUUGCGCUGGCAUCUACCGAACCGAAAUUCCAUCUCAAACAGGCAGGUAAGACACACCCGAGUACACGCAAGCCUGCAUCUACAACGCCACCGGCAACGCCUGUUGAAGAUAUAUCAGUCGUGACACAGACACACUCUCCAACCUCCAUGUUUCCCAAUGCCAGUUCUGUCGAGCGGCGUACACAGACCAAGAAGUAGCUAAGAUAUGAUAGUGUAGCUUAGAUAUAAUUUAUAUAAGCGGUCGAUUGGGGAAUUAGGAAAAGACCGAUAGGCGGGUCCUGGAGCGGUCAUAUACUUUUAUCUACUUAUAGAUCAACUCCCAGAACGCGUACCUGGGAGCUUUGUGCAGACAUUUGCAUCCGCUCAUACCCUCGUCAUGAGUGUGGCUUGGACGGCACGUGGCAUGAGUGUGGCCUGCUAUCAGAUGUAUUGCUGCUAUUGGCAGUUUGAGUGAGCACUUUAGAGACGUCUUCAAGGACAGGGGGCUGCCGAUACAGUUGGAGGUAGGAGCCACUUGUUGUGUGGUUGUCACGGGGUCUGCGAGCAAUUACCACGACCUAUGGAUUCACACAGAUGCGCGCUUUUGUCUGCCUACGUAGAGUUAAACAAAAAAAUCAAACUGACAUGCUCAGUGCAAGCGAUGCUCGUCCAGUCGUAUCAGAGUGAAGUGAAUGCCUCCCAAGGGAGGACGCGCACAAACGUAUAGUGUCAGGCGAUCUUGUGGCUGUAAUCAUUGUGCCUGUCUACACUACAACAAUGAUCAAAAUGAUCUUAGGUAUAGACUGCACAACAAUGAAUAAAAUGAUCGUAGUUAGAGACUCUACAACAAUGAUAAAAAUUAUC